Messenger RNA from Mytilus californianus (California mussel), 7990 nucleotides. Its product is annotated as sorting nexin-25-like. Gene Ontology annotation, cellular component: intracellular membrane-bounded organelle. The record is from RefSeq and is a predicted model, not a curated record. The transcript is spliced from 23 exons. Gene Ontology annotation, molecular function: phosphatidylinositol binding. The coding region runs from base 160 to 3009 and encodes 949 amino acids. Lineage: Eukaryota; Metazoa; Mollusca; Bivalvia; Mytilida; Mytilidae.
CUUAAAUUGCUAUAUAACAGUGUAUAUGAUAAAUUGAUAAAGCAUUACAGAAGAAUCAGUCAGAGUUGAACAAGAUGCACAAUGAUUUUGAUUGAUAAAAAGAUCAUAUAUCUGUUUAUAAUGGUAUAACAGACAGCUGCCUAGUUAACUGACAUCAUUAUGAAUACAAGGGAGAUAAUUUUCAUGAGUGUUGCCAUUUCCAUAGCAGCAGUGUUUCAGUAUUAUGAUUGGUUGUUUAUUUCCUUGUUCCUCAUGUUUAUGACAGCAGUAGGAGUGCUAGGGAUAUACCUGAGUGUGUCAUGGUCCCUUGUUAGAGGAAAACAGUACAAACCUUCCAGUCAGCCUACAGAACCAGCUAACAUCAAGGAGUUGUUGGAGAAAAUGAUGGAAAAGAAAUCAGAAACAUUAGAAGAACAGAAGAAAGUAGUUGUGUCUCGUAAUAUUGACAAUGCAGUAAGAGAAGUAAUGGAUUUUGUGAUCAGAGAUUUUAUUUUAUCAUGGUACACAGAGCUGUCUGUGGAUCAAACAACAGCAACAAAUGCUAUUAAAAAUGACAUGUGGGUUGUCUUAGAGAAUUUAAGUACACGACUGUCAAAGAUAGACAAAGUAAAAGUGAUGACCCAGGACGUGAUGGAACUUACAUAUCAACAUUUCAACAAAAUACGCCUAUGUUCUGCAAGCAAGGGACCAGAUCAAAGGAAAUUUAUUCUCCAUGCAUGGUUAGCUAAUGAGGACACUGAACUAGAAUUCCUAAGAAAAUUGUGUGAUGCUUUUCUGAUCGUUCUUCUACCCAGCCACUAUAGAGGUUGUAUAAGUCUACGACAUUUACUGAGGGAAAUAUUAACAGGGUCUGUUGUAAAACCAGCAGUAGACAUGCUCUGUGACCCCGAUUACAUAAACAGGAAGUUAAUAAGUUACAUUGAUUAUCGUCAGCGACUGUCAGAGGAUACGAAGAAGACAUAUACCUAUGCUGCCACCUAUGAAGAUUUUAUAAAACUGAUUGAUAAGUGUAAUGAUAUAGAACAACUUAAACAAAUCAGAUACAACAUCCUAACAGAAAUAAUUCAUGCUACUACUAUAGAUAAUCUGAAGAAAGAACAAGGUCCUAUAUCUGAUAGAACGAGUCCCACCCCAGGCAUUGGGAAAGGAGAAUUACUAAAGGCCAGGAACCUGAAGAGAUAUACCAAUCAGUUGUCAGUUGCCAAAACCAAAUCUGAGAAGAGAUUACACUACCUUGGGGGUCCAGAAUAUAAAGCUUAUGAUCUUCAGGAUGAUACCAUGGAAACGAGUCAGAAAGUGUUGACAUUUCAAGAGAUAAUGGACAGUCCCAGUGGUAGGGAAGAAUUCUCCAGAUAUUUAAAGAGAACUGAUAGUGAUUCAUUGAUGGGGUUUUGGAAUUCUGUUGAAAAACUGAAGAAUAUGGACAAGAAACUACAGCACCAUCAAGCUAGUGAAAUAUAUCAACAGUACAUAGCAAGCAGCAAUAGUAUUGUAAAACUGGAUAAAACUAUCAUCAAAGGGAUGGAAGCUUUUAUGUUGGGUAAUCAGGGACCAGAGAAGUUUUAUGAAGGUCAAGUGACCAUUGAACAUAUCUUACAAACCCAGCAUUAUCCGUCAUUCCUUGUGAGUGAUAUAUAUAAUAGAUAUGUCAGAAGUUUAGAGGAUGGUACUCUCGAUGCUAAAUCUGACUCAGCUAAAGAUUACUUGCUGUUUGAGCCCAAAGACCAUUUUGUUGAUCCUGAGGAUGAAGAUGAAGAAAUGUUUGCCAGUCAGUCCUACGAGGCUCAGGCGAGACUCCAACAGCUGGACGAGAAAAUAGAGAAUAAAACCCAGGCUUUACAUGCAAUGAGGGCCACAAAGACCACAGCAGCUGAUGACUCUAAGAAAGAAAAAGUAGAAAAAGAAAUAGAAAAGGAACUUGAGAAUCUAGAAAUGGAGAAAAGAAUGAGAGAGGCUCACAUACUGAGGACCAGGACCUGGAUAGAAAACCAGGGACAAUGGAGGGUCCAUGUAUAUGGUGCUGAGUUAGUAGAGGAACAAGAUAAGAAGAUAUUGGUUUAUGUUUUGGUUGUUUAUUUAACUGGAGGAGAUGAAGGCAGCCAGAAUCUACAGAACAGUUCAAAUGGAUGGACUGUAUCUAGGAAUUUAGCAGAAUUCCAUACUCUGAAUGAACAAUUGUGUCAGAUAGGUCCCUGGUUGAAGAAGAAAGACAUUCCAUCAGCAGGCAGAUUUACCACCAUCGACGACAAGUUUAUAGAAGAGAGUAAAAAGACACUCAGUAGUUACUUAGAAGUUAUUUUAAAAGAUGAAAGGAUGGCCCAUAGUGAGGCUCUGUAUGCCUUCCUGUCUCCAUCACCAGAAUACUUCAAACAGAACAAGUUAGAGAAAAGUAACUUCUUCCUAAGGACUCUCCUGAAAAAAUUUCCCUCCAGACAACCAGAACCACAUGACAGUGAUGAUGAACUUCUCUUUGGCAGGGAGGAAGAGACCAAACUGGAUAGAAAUGUAGAUUCUAUUGCCGAACCUUUCUAUAAACUGGUGAAUGAGAUUUUUGAAUCUAGAGGAAUGUUUAAAUGGCUUAGGAAAAGUUUUAUUAUGUUUGUAGAGGUUACUUUUGGCAGAACUAUUAACAGACAACUGUGUGAGACUGUGGACUGGAUAUUUUCUGAGUCUAUGAUAAUAUAUUACAUACAACAGUUUACACUAUCCAUGUGGCCUGAUGGAAAACUAGCUGAAAAUGAAUCGUCCAGAAGUGAUGAAGAAAAACUUAAAACAAGGAUGGAAGCUAAGGAAAAAUUCUUACAAAAUAUGCCAGAUGCUAUAAAGACAUUGUUAGGAGAAGAUAAUGGACGGAGAGGCACAAUUAAAAUAUUUGAGGUGCUACAGGAUACUAGACUCAAUAAACAAUUAUUUUAUGAUCUUGUAAAUCUACUGACUCUUGAACUCUGUCCAGAAAUCAAGAACAAAAAACCGUUCGUACCAGACGCAACAAAAGAAACAAAGUUUUAGUAUUGACCUUUGAACUGAAUCAAUGUGGUCAACAUCAAACAACUGUUUGUGUCAAACAAGAAAAGAAAAGAAAUCAUACAGAAAACAUAGUAUCAAAAUUGAUAUUAUGUAAUGCAGUGAUGAUAUUGUAAACUUAUUUUGUAAAUAUAAGUGAUAUCUUAUGUAACUGGCAUCUGUCUAAAUCUGCUCAAAAUGUCAUUGCCAACUUUAAUAUUAUUAUCGCUAUUUAAUUUUCUUAAAUUUUUUCCUUGAUCUUUCUAUGUGAUAAUUAAUUUUCCAUUUCAAGUUUUUCAAUUGAGAAUGGUUAUUCUCAGUUGAAAAGAGUGAAAACUUUAUGACUUCAUAAGCUAACAUCAUCGAUGUUGCCUAAGAAAAUAGCAAUAAACAGAUCAUCUGUGUUCUUUCCAAUAGAGAAACUCCCUCUCAUUGUCAAAACCAAAUAAUUUAUUUAUAUAGUAAAGAUAUUUUUGUGACUGUCAACUUUCUUCUUGACACGAUUUGAAGCAAUAACAUUCAAAAUCUAGAACUUAAAAAGGAUUGGUAAAAUAUUGGUUACUCAUCAUGUUUUUUCUUUAUACCCAUUGUUUCAAGAAAUAUAUAUUUGUACUCUUGAACAAAUAGACUACUUAUUUUUAUGAAGUAUAUGGGGUGUAAAAGUCAAUUAAGUGUCAGAUAUGGUAUUUAUUAAUGAUCAAGUACAUAUCCAUUUGAGCACACAGAAAUGUGACUCUUGAUUCAAGUCUACAUAUUUUCAUCUUUAAUAUUUUGCAAAUAUAUAAUGCAGUGGUAAGUUGAUAUUAAUUUGCAAUGUUUUUUUUAUAAAUGGGAUAGAAUUGACAAUUUAUUAAACUUAUAGGUUGUUGUUUAAUUUUAUCAGAGAGAAAAAUGGACAUUAGAUAUCAUAUAUUUUCUUAGAGUGGCUAGUAUAAAGUUGUUCAAUAUUAUUAAUUUCAUUAUAGUCAUCCAUAAACCAUUAAAUGGUAAAACUGUAAAAUUGAGAUAACCUUGUUCUAACUGACCUGUGAUAAUCAGCAUUAUAUUUACACAAAUUAUUCAUAUUCUUGGAACACUGGACGUUAUGCAACAAACAAUCAAUCAAUCAUCUUAUUCUUAGGAAAUAUUUUUGCAAUUUCAUGAUUAAAUUAUAUACAGCAUAUUAAUUAUCUUUGUGUGGUACUAAUUAUACAACCACUCAGAAGGAGGGCUAUACUGUUUUAAGUCUGUCCUUUUAUCUGUCCCAACAAAGAUUUUGUCACAUUUUCCUCAGAACUACUAAUCAGAUUUCCUGAAAUAUAGUAUCAAGCUUCAUAUGAGCUAUACUUUAUAAACUUUAUAUUUAUCAAAUGCUGAUAGAUAGGGUAUUAUUAGUGAGUAAUAGCUCUCAGUACAUCUUGUUUUCCUGGAUUUUUUGGGGAAAAAACAUAAAUUUUAAUGAUUAACAAAAAUUACAAUUUCCUGUAGGCUUCAUGGUACAAUUUGCCAAAACAAUGAAAUCAAGUAUUCAUAAAAAUGGUAAAGAAUAGAGUCAGUGAUUAAUUGCAAUUUGGAGGUCUCCAAACUUUUGAUUCCGACAGCUUUGAGAGCAUGGAAUUUGUGGAUCAAACAAUCCUAUUUUAUGGGGAUGUCUGACCUACGGUCAUUUGGAUUGUUCCAGAGAACUUCGAUGAUUUCAAAUGGCAUAUGGUUAAUGUUGUGUCUGAUGGCAUUGUGAAAUGGCAUUACCUUUCCUAUAUUUAUCCAUAAAAAUACUAUUUUACCUGAAUCCAUAAAAUAAUUGUACCCAAGAAAAUAAAAAUAAAUCAACUGUAUUUUAUCUGCUGCUUAGUAUAUAUAUAAAGUUCAUUCUGUGUCUAUCAACAGUUCAUUUUAAUGUAAAUCAGGAAUUAAUUACAGCCUUUUUUUGUAUGGAAUAGUUAAAGUUAUACUGUAAUAUCCUGUAUCAGAAAAAAAUUGUGAAAAAUUUUGAUGAGGAGGAGUCCUGUCUUAUUGGAGACUAUGUGGCCAUAACUGUUAGAUAGAUUUCAUGACUUAUGACUUUGAAGAUUUUUUUUUUUGUGUAUUUUAUAUGCUCUGUUUAAUCAUGCUUUAAAUUGUUAUCCUCGCCAUUAACCCAUGACCUGUAAGGCACCUGCCUGGUUCCUUCAUAUUUUAUCAGAGCUAUGAAGGGAGACGGAUUUAUAUAAGUUAUUCUUGUUUCCGAAUCCCAGAAUUUAUAUUGUAUAAUUGUAUUUUGUGCACUUUUGAAAAAAAAAUAUUGUUUAAACCAGAGCUAUGAAUAUUCAUAAAUUGAGUUGACCAAUGAAAAUACUGUGAUAUCUAAUUCUAUAUGUUCUAUAAUGUUAUAGGUUGUAAGAUGUGAGCAAGAGUAUAAACACAAGCAAAUGUGAUGGGGAUUGAACUUUUUGUAUUCUAAUGAAAACUAAAUUUAUUUCAUGAAUGUUUUGUGGGUAAAUAAUUUUUUUCUUAUCAAUCAUAAAUGAGAGCAGCUUGUUUGCAAGCCUUUGUCAUAUUUUCAGAUUAACAUAUAGUUGUAAAUCUUAAAUGCAGAUUAAGUAACUGUCAGUUGCUUAAGAGCUCUUUCCUUAACUACAAUGGUGAAAAAUACUCUUUUGACAUUUUUCUUCGCCUCUAAAAUUUUUUGAAAAUGUCUUUCGUGAUAAUGGCACCACAAAAAGUCAGAUAGAAAACUGCCACUAAAGAAUAUGCCAGAAUUUUCAUAUACCAUUUAGCAGGAGAAAUAAACUGUUUUUAGCUGUAACUGCUUUCAGAUGGUCUGAAGUGUCUGUAUGGCAUUUGGCAGUUGACCUUGCCCUCAUUUUCAUUGUAUAUUGACUUAUUAAAGUCCAGGUUAAGUUUUUGUGAUUGGGUCAUGUUUAUAUUGAGUAAGAGCUCAACUGUACACAGUCUAUGGUAUAUUUGUAUGAUGAACUAUCUGCUUGACAGGAGUCACCUGACCUUGACUUCUUUUCAUGUUACAAUGAUCAAUGUAAGUCGUCUUCAUUUCGUCCAUAGAAUCAUUGCAUGGUGAACAUGUCUGAUUGACAGGAGUCACCUGACCUUGACUUCUUUUCAUGUUGCAGUGAUCAAUGUAAGUUGUCAUCAUUUCGUCCAUAGAAUCAUUGAAUGGUGAACAUGUCUGGAUUGACAAUGUUCAUACGACCUUGACUUCGUUUGAACAUUACUACAUGGUAUUUUUUUCUGAGUAUGAAACCUUGUCUUUUGGUAUAAAAACAUAAUCAAGAAAUAAUUUGCAUUGCCUGGCUAAGAUUGUGCUUUCAAAACAAUAUAAAUACUCUGCACUCAUUUUUGUACAGAUUUCUAUAAGUUUCCUCAUUUUGAAAUUUUAAAAAAUGCCUGAACUGUCUUAUCAUCCUUAGUAUGCAUGAAAUACUUGCUGCUGGGCAUUACACAACUAUAAAUUUAAACAGUUUUAUUGUUUUGUAAAUGAAUCAAUGUGACUUACCAUAAAAACUAAAAGGGAAAUAUAAAGAUGUUCAAUGAACUGGGUUUAUUUUUAGCUCACCUGGCCCAAAGGGCCAAGUGAGCUUUUCUCAUCACUUGGCGUCCGUCGUCCGUUAACUUUUACAAAAAUCUUCUCCUCUGAAACUACGUGGCCAAAUUUAACCAAACUUGGCCACAAUCAUCAUUGGGGUAUCUAGUUUAAAAAAUGUGUCCGGUGAUCCGGCCAACCAACCAAGAUGCCACCAUGGCUAAAAAAAGAACAUAGCCGUAAAAUGUAAAUUUUGGCUUAUAUCUCUGAAACCAAAGCAUUUAGAGCAAAUCUGACAUGGGGUAAAAUUGUUUGUCAGGUCAAGAUCUAUCUGCCCUGAAAAUUUCAGAUGAAUCGGAUAACCCGUUGUUGGGUUGCUGCCCCUGAAUUGGUAAUUUUAAGGAAAUUUUGCAGCUUUUGGUUAUUAUCUUGAAUAUUAUUAUAGAUAGAGAUAAACUGUAAACAGCAAUAAUGUACAGCAAAGUAAGAUCUACAAAUAAGUCAACAUGACCAAAAUUGUCAAUUGACCCCUUAAGGAGUUAUUGCCCUUUAUAGUCAUUUUUAGCUCACCUGGCCCAAAGGGCCAAGUGAGCUUUUCUCAUCACUUGGCGUCCGUCGUCCGUCGUCCGUAAACUUUUACAAAAAUCUUCUCCUCUGAAACUACUGGGCCAAAUUUGACCAAACUUGUCCACAAUCAUCAAUAGGGUAUCUAGUUUAAAAAAAUGUGUCCGGUGACCCGGCCAACUAACCAAGAUGGCCGCCAUGGCUAAAAAUAGAACAUAGGGGUAAAAUGUAGAUUUUGGCUUAUAUCUCUGAAACCAAAGCAUUUAGAGCAAAUCUGACAUGGGGUAAAAUUGUUUAUCAGGUCAAGAUCUAUCUGCUCUAAAAUUUUCAGAUGAAUCUGAAAACCCGUUGUUGGGUUGCUGCCCCUGAAUUGGUAAUUUUAAGGAAAUUUUGCCGUUUUUGGUUAUUGUCUUGAAUAUUAUUAUUGAAAGAGAUAAAUUGUAAACAGCAAUAAUGUUCAGCAAAGUAAGAUCUACAAAUAAGUCAACAUGACCAAAAUGGUCAGUUGACCCCUUAAGGAGUUAUUGCCCUUUAUAGUCAAUUUUUAACCAUUUUUCGUAAAUUUUUGUAAUCUUUUACAAAAAUCUUCUCCUCUGAAACUACUGGGCCAAGUUCAUUAUAGAUAGAGAUAAUUGUAAGCAGCAAGAAUGUUCAGUAAAGUAAGAUCUACAAACACAUCACCAUCACCAAAACACAAUUUUGUCAUGAAUCCUGUGUCCUUUGUUUAAUAUGCACAUAGACCAAGGUGAGUGACACAGGCUCUUUAGAGCCUCUAGUUUUAUAAUGUAGGAGGGAUUUUUUAUUCAUUAUAACCAUGAUAACAGUUGAUUCUGACAAUGUUAAGUAUGCAUAAAAUGUAACUAAAGUCAUUCAUUGUACAAUUAUUUUUGUAUAUUUUGAUGGGAAAUGUGCAAUAAAUUUAUACAA